Macrosteles quadrilineatus (aster leafhopper) is the source of this 5718-nucleotide messenger RNA. It is a transcript of the gene cv-c, whose product is annotated as rho GTPase-activating protein 7. Gene Ontology annotation, biological process: regulation of Rho protein signal transduction; signal transduction; actin cytoskeleton organization. The record is from RefSeq and is a predicted model, not a curated record. The transcript is spliced from 23 exons. The coding region runs from base 178 to 4230 and encodes 1350 amino acids. Gene Ontology annotation, molecular function: GTPase activator activity; lipid binding. NCBI's taxonomy places the organism in Eukaryota, Metazoa, Arthropoda, Insecta, Hemiptera, Cicadellidae.
CCGAGUGAGCGUCGCAUUGUUGUGUCCGGUGUGUUGUCGUGUCGUGUUACUGUUAUUUUGUGUAAUCAGCUGACUGUGGAUUACCAUUGUUGGAUCGCCCAUGUGUUUGGUGGAUAUGAUGACACUCCCGCCACAGCGUCAAGGUCGUGAGGAUUACGAGUGUAGGGAGCCGUGAAGAUGGACACCAUGAUGCGGGGAGACGAGAGAGCCGCCGGGGUUAUAUCCGGCGCCGACCCCUACAGAGAGCUGGAACUGUACCUCGAGAAAGUCAGCGAGGAGAUUGGUGAAGUGUUCGACCGGUGGAAGUCUCCCGCCAUAACCUCGGGUGUACCGCCACUUCCUCCUCCUCGCAAGAAACCUCCACCUCCGCCUCAGAACGGGCGGCGCCCCUACCAGCAUCUCUACCGCACCAACUCGCUGCCCAGCCCGAAGAAGAAGAACGGCGACUUGGACAAAACGUUGAACGCAUGGUCCGAGGGCCUUCUAGCAGAGUUCAACACAAUCAUCGCCAAUGAACUUACAACAUUGUUGGCGGAACACGAUAUAGAAAACGAAGAUGACAUAUUCCUGUCUGAUGACGAGUCGAUGAUUCGAAGUCGUUCUGCGAUGCCGAGGUCAAAGAGUUUGGGGACUCCGCCCCCUUCGCCGGCGACGUCACCGUCUACGUCGGACACAAGCUCGGGGAGCUCUGGGUCUUCGGGGAGGCUACAUCGACCUCUAUGGCGGCGACCUCCUAGGUCUCAGAUGCCGAGGGACAAGGCCGCUCCCGUGCUACUCAGGGUGACUCCCAUAGAUACUGAGGGGACUACGCCCACGUCGUGUGAGGAGACGAGCGAGCAGGACUCCCUGGCGGUGGACGAGGGAGUGGCGUGUUGUGACAGUGAGGAGUCUAGCAGCAUUCAGCCUCCAGAGCCCCAGCAUCCACACGACGUGUACACACAGACCUCCCCCGCAGUGUCGCGGUGCUCUAGCCUCACCUGGCUGUCUGACUGCUCCUCGUCCCUACCUCGCCACUCUCCAGAGUCUGAGACCGACGACAGGUCCACCAGCUCUGCUGAUUCCUCCACAGCCAGGGACGAGCCUGAGAGUGGGAUAGGCACCGCCUCUCCUCCUCAUCCCAGACACACCAAACCACCCGCACAAAAGUGCAAGCGCAAAGAGACCUGGGAGAGACUACGGCGGCGACAGUCCGUCAACUCCAGAGCCCAGAGUCUCGCGAAGGGCGGCGACCCUUGGGUACGACGGGAGAGCUUCAAACACCACCUCCUGGAGUCUUCUAGUGACCCGGACCUGACUCUCCCCCGGCCCAGGGCCGUCCGUCCUAACUGUCUGCCCUUACCUCUCCACAGUCCCGCCACCUCCACAGAGGCCCUGCCCUCCCCAUCCACCUCCCUGCAGCUGUCACCCACCCCCAUGGUGACAGAGCUGGGCAACAAGUCGUCGUCGGCGCCAAUACUGCACAAACAGCCACCCCUGCCGUCGCCCAAGGCCGAGGACUGCAACAAGAGGGUGCUGAAACAGCCGAGGUCUCAGUCCGAACGCCAGCUUACCGAAAUCGAAGCUGCAGAAGCCUGCAAGUGGCUGAGAGCGGCGGGAUUCCCUCAGUAUGCGCAGAUGUACGAAGACCUGCAGUUCCCCAUCGACGUGAGCGGAGUCCAGAAGGACCAUCCCUUCCUGGAGCCUGACUCGCUACAGUCGCUGUUUCGCAGACUGCAUACGCUCAACCGCUGCGCCAACAUGAAGGUGGACAACGUACCCAAGAGCACGGUGGACGACUCAGAUGAGGAGGACCAGUGUGCACUCAGUGAGAACUGGACGUUCCAGCCAGAGUCUCGGCGGUGGUCCAGGGUGUGUGAUGUGGCCGCUCAGAGAUUGCUCAAUCCUAAUGUCUCCCAACAGCAAGCUUCUCCUAGUGACCAAGUAGUGAUCCGCUACGGCAGCCUACCUCCGGGAGCAAUCACUACGGACAGUGAGCUCCUUGCUGCUCGUUUCAGACGUUCUGGCAGUGAGCGACUACGGGACGGAGCCAAAGCGUUCCUACGGAGAGUCGAGAGCUUGAAGUCUCGGAGACGGAAAAGGCAGCAUCGGGAAGGUGUCAUAAUAUCUGGUCCGCAGGUGCUGGAUGUAGUGUCUAUGCAGCAGAGGAUGAAGGAGCUAGGGUGUGUGGACGUGUCACCUCCAGAGUCACCUUCACUAGCCCUGAGUGACGACCCUCGUGUUAUGCGUCGUCUGCUGUCUCGUCCUGACUGUGACUCGGGGGCGCUGAGUGACUCCGAGGUCAGCUGGAGACAACACUACCUCAAGGAUGCAAACAGCAACCACACUAAGGUUCUAGAACUGCUGGAAGUAAGACCUGGUGGAAGUAGAGAGAAGGUUUGCCAGCCUGCGUCUAGGAGUGGCAGCCUCAACAUGGGCUACAACAGCCAACAUUACAGAGAUAAACUGCAAAAGAGAUCAGGAAGUGACGAAUCUGCGUAUUUUACUUUCGAUCAUGAACCAGAGACGGCAUGUAACCCUACGUGUAUGCAGGCUGGAGCAAGAGAAGAAACGGAGAGUGCAGAGUCCAGCAGUGCCGUAGCAGACAGCGAUAGUGAGCUAACCCCUAAACACAGCCGCAGCGUCGUCCGAUGGCACAGUUUCCAGAGAGGCAGUGUGCGUCCAGACUCCCUGGCUGGCCGAUGUAUCAGCUCCAUGUCUUGUGGUCAGCUGUUAGUGCUGAGGAAGCUAGCCCUGCUGAAGCUGACUGCCAUCAUGGAGAGAUACUGCCCGACACAUCGCACAGGCUGGAACUGGGAACUGCCCAAGUUCAUCAGGAAAAUCAAAACACCGGACUACAAAGACAAGACAGUGUUUGGAGUGCCUCUGGUGGUGUCACUACAGAGGAGUGGUCAAGCCCUUCCAGUGUGUAUACAAGCAGCUCUCACUUGGUUGAGGACACAGGCUGUGGACCAGGUCGGACUCUUCCGCAAACCCGGCGUCCGCUCUCGGAUACAGAGGCUGAAGAACCUUGCAGAGACUCACACGGACGACCUUUCCUUCGAGGGACAGCAGGCUUACGAUGUCGCUGACAUGGUCAAGCAGUACUUCAGGGAACUACCGGAGGUCUUGCUGACCAAUAAACUGUCAGAGACAUUUGUGGCUAUCUUCCAGCAUGUGCCUGUCAAUCUGCGCACUGAGGCGGUACAAUGUGCGUUGCUGCUGUUACCAGACGAGCACCGUGAGGCUCUUCUGACUCUUCUGGACUUCCUGUACCAAGUUUCAAUGCACUCUAGCACUAACCAGAUGACAGCAAGCAACCUAGCCGUCUGUCUAGCACCAUCACUGUUCCACUGGCAGCCGACACCGUCCAGGUCGAGCUCUGUGUCUCCCAGGCGCAGGAACAAGAGCACCGGCGUGCCCGACGCCAAGGAGCUUGGACAGAACAAGGCGGCACACGACUGUUUACUCACCUUGAUUAAACAACACCGCGAACUGUUCUCGAUACAAAUUGGUCACUUGGUGGUGCAGGUCAGUGAGGAGAUGUUGUCCCAGUGUCACUUCAGCUACAUGGAGGAGAGUGUGCCAGUCGCUCUAGAGGAGCUGGGGGCAGAGUUACAACAGGACUGGAGAGGUUACCUGUACGCCUGUACCACGGCACUGCUCAAGGAGGCCAGGGACAAGAGCAGAGGAUGGGUUAGCAUAUCAGCGUGGAAUGAGGUUGACAUGGCCUACAAGAAAGUCGGGGAUGGUCAUCCACUUAGGCUAUGGAGGGCCAGUACAGAGGUGGAGGCUCCGCCCACGGAGCUACUACACAGAGUGUUGAGGGAGAGACAUCUGUGGGACACGUCACUGCUCAAGUGGAGAGUGGUGGCCAGACUGGAGCCCCAGGCAGAGGUGUUCCAGUACGUCACUUCCAGCAUGGCUCCUCUACCUGCCAAGGACUACUGCGUCCUCAGGUCGUGGAGGACAGAGAUGGGCAAGGGAGCGUGUGUGAUUGUGGAGACGUCGGUGGAGCACAGUGAAGGCGCCGUGUUGGCUGGUGGCGUCCGAGGGAUCGUGUUGGCCUCCAGGUACCUCAUAGAGCCUUGCGGCAGCGGUCGGUCUCGCAUCAUGCACCUAUCCAGGGUCGACACCAAGGGAAGAACACCCGAGUGGUACAACAAGAGCUAUGGCCACCUCUGUGCAAUUCAUCUUGCCCGGAUACGCAGUUCCUUCAAACAUUCGGCAGAAGGGCCCGAGAGCAAAGUCUGAUAUAGGCCCUCGGCUUUUACAAAGCCCUGUCAACCACCACUGUAAUUCUAUUUUUGUAUAGACGUAUUUAGGUAUUUGUUGCUAAUGUAUUUACUGUAGACUUCCUAAUCAAAAUAUUUUUAUAUGUUGAAUUUUUAUAUUUACUAAAUCUUUUAUAAUGUAAUAUACAAACAUUUCCCUAAAUGGAGAAAUUGUGAUUUUUUAACUGUCUUUCCAGUUUGAAAAAUACAUACGGUACUAAAAGCACCAUCAAUGAUGCCUACUUAUAUUUUUCAUUGUGAAAAUGUAAUUGUAAUCUUAUACCGAUGUAGAAAUAGGACCGUAUAGUUUUGUACACCAGUGAAAAGCGUAGGAAGGUAAGUUAGUUAGAAGUAUUUGUGAUUAAUUUGCAAAAACUAAGGAAUUGUUUAGUUUCAGUUAAACUAUUUUAAUUUGGUAGUGUAAUUUGGAUACUAAAUUAUGUUUACAAAAUAACAAGUUGAAUAUAACUUUGUAGUCAGUUCAUUAACACAAUAUUUUGAAUAAAGUAGUUGUAAAAUUACAAACAGGAAAUGUAGAAUGAGAUAGUCUCUAAAUCAACUUUGAUACUGAUAAUUGUGAUAUGAAGCUAUAUUAUUUAAGGGACCAAUUAUAAAGUAAAUAAUUUAAUAUCUCAAAGUAUUCAAUUGAAAUAACCUUUUCUUGAACAAGUCAAAGUAAUGAUACUUAAAUGAGAAUCCAUUCACAUUUUAUGACAUUUCUCAAAGAAAUUUAACAAAACAAUUAGUAACUUAAAUAAAGGGGGGGAGCCAGAACAUCAUUGGUAUUUUUCUUGGUAUACUUAGAAAAACUUACCUCUUUACCCUGCAGUGUUUGGAUUGUGUAACUGAACCAAAGCGUAUAAAUGAUAUUUCUCAUAUUUAAUUGUACAACAAAUGGGAAUAUUUUAAAGAUAAUUACCAUAUUCAUUACAUAAGAAAUUCCUCUAAUCAAAUUUUGUAAAUGUUUUGUAAACUAUGUAUGUAAACACAUUAACCGACAAAGUGCCAAAAAGAGUUUAUUUCGUGUAUAUUCAAAGAUGCAAUGUUACUGAGAAUAAUCUAGUCUAGCGUUCUAGUUAGACUCUAUCUGUACAUAUAUGUUAAGUUGUAAGAUAAUUACUAAAAGACCAAUACAUUUAGCAGUAGUAAUAUUGCCGGAUAGUACAUGUAGUGAUUUAAGGGAUAUUUACCAACUAAGAAUAAUUUACAUCACCAGUUUGUUACAUCACUAUAUAUAUAUAUUUAUGAAUUAUUUAGUCACAUCAAGCAAACAUUGUUGAGUUACCAAUAUAUAUCUGUCUUUAUUAUAAUUAACUGUUUGAAUGUCUAAAAUAAUCUGAAAAUUAAAAAAGUUAUCAGAUUUUGAUAGUAUUACGUUUACCUCAUGAAGUGUAUAUUGUAAAGUAAUCUAUGAAAGAUAAUCCACGGUUCUGAUUAACUUGUAAAAGAUAAAUAAACGUUAUUACAU